Phyllopteryx taeniolatus (common seadragon) is the source of this 2111-nucleotide messenger RNA. Its product is annotated as tetraspanin-18B-like. The coding region runs from base 392 to 1357 and encodes 321 amino acids. Gene Ontology annotation, cellular component: membrane. The record is from RefSeq and is a predicted model, not a curated record. Lineage: Eukaryota; Metazoa; Chordata; Actinopteri; Syngnathiformes; Syngnathidae. The transcript has 11 exons.
GGGUGGUGGUCUUCCACUCCCCCUGAGCCGAGGAAGGUGGCCCCAGGGGCGGGGACUCUGUCGGAGAGGCUCGGGCUUGCUGGAUGGAUCCUCUCAGCCUCUCCACUCGCCGAGACUUGGCUCAACCCUUUUGGCAUAGCGACACUUUGCUUCUGCUGCGGCUCCCGUGUCCGCAACGGAUCUCGCCGCCUGGAUUUUGAAUGGUCUCAGCAGUCCCCUUGGACCUUUUAACUCGCUUCGUGUUUUACUUGUAUUUCGUCGACGUCCCAUCCAGCGAAGAGACUCACGGCUCAACGUUCCUGCUCCGAGUCCAUGAAAACAGGAGCGGCAUCGAUCCCUAAGAGAAGGUGUCAACGUCACCUGAACAAAGACAAAGCACCAGGAGAGAGUCAUGAGCACGCGAGCUGUGAUCGUCAAACGUUUGAAUGGACGAUGUUGUCACGCACAUGGAACGUUUUUGGGUGCCUCCAAGACGACGACGAAGAUGCGCACUCGCGUAGAGCCUGCCACUUAUGGACAGCGGCAAGAGUCUCACGUCAAAGACCAACACCUGCCCCUACGGCACUACCAACAGGGGCAUGGAGAGGCUUCAGCACGAAGGACAACAGCCAUGACGGGUGACUGUCUAACUUGUGUCAAGUACCUCAUGAUAAUCUUCAACACCUUCCUCGGUAUGGCAGGUUGUUUCCUCCUUUGUGUGGCACUGUUGGUGUUGCUGGGAACAAAAGCACUGUAUGAAUUUCUCAUGGUACACUCCGUGCUCUCAAUAACUGUCUUCGCCGUCCUGGCCAUUGGAGCCAUGCUCUUCAUUCUGGGCUUCCUGGGCUGCUUUGGAGCCAUCCGUGAAAAUAGGUGUCUGCUCUUCUUCUUCUUCCUGCUCAUCUUCCUCCUCUUCGUAGCAGAGCUGAGUGCUGGGGUUUGGGGCUACGUGCACCGUGAUCAGUUGACCAUGGAAUCUUUCCAAAAGGAUUUGCAGAAAAAAUAUAAAGGCCACGACCCCAGUGAUAAGUUCACAACAAUGUGGAAUGAGUGGAUGCGUCGACAUAAGUGCUGUGGCGUCGAAGGACCGAAAGAUUUUGAGAAAAAUGUGUUUAUUAAAGACAAGAAUCACAAAGUUCCAAAAUCCUGCUGCCUGUUGAGCAAGGCCGGUUCUUCGGGUGGGGAUGAGGCAUUCAAGAAAUGCUUAGAAGAAGCAGACGAAGCCUAUGUCCAGCAACAGGGUUGUCAUGAGGUAGCCUUCGCAGCCUAUGAAGCUUACAUCUAUUUAGGUUUGGCAUUGGCUGUUUUGGUGCUGACCUUUGAGCUUUUCGCCAUGUUCGUCGCUGUGUGCCUCUUCAGGGGACUCCUGAAACUGUAGUCUGUCUAGACUUUUUUUUUUUUUUUUUUUUCCAAGGAAAAACAGGGAAUAAGUGAAAAAAGAAAGAAAAUCAACACUUGUUUUGAACUCAAUUUCUAUUUGAAUGUUUUGGUUGGGGUUUAAAAAAAAAAAAAAAAAAAAAAAGUCCAUUCUUAACAGUUGUACUUCACAGCUGGACUUUUGAGGUACUGGGUAACAAAAGUAAUACACGUAGUGACACACAACAGAGAAAGUGGGAUAUCUGAGACAAAGCUGAUGUAAAAAGAUUUUGUGUGUUCAGUGGACAAUGUCAUUUGUGGACCAGGUCUUGCACAGACUGGGUUCAAAGUAGACUGGACAUGAGGACCAGAUGAACCCUAAGCAGAAGGCACUGCACUGACUUUUGGAUGAAGAAUAUUUAUAUUAAGUAAAUCUGGCUUAACUGUUAAAAUGUCUUAUGUCCACUUUGGCUGUUACCCUUUUUCUUCAUUACUGUAUAUAGUAAGAUAAUCCUUCCUCAAGCCCUUUUCACAGCCACAUUUCUAUUAUGCUGUAUUAUAUAAGAUCUGUAGGUGAGUGUGUACAUACUGGAUGCAGUUUUCAAAUGUGUAUAAGCUAUUUUGUGAGCAUGUGAGAUUUUAGUCCUUUACGGACCCUCCCGGACUUGAACGUCAGCGUGAUUUAUAUUUCUGUUUAUAUUUACUUCUGUGAUUUUAGGUGUUGAGAUGUUUGUGUGUAUUCGUUUGAUCUUUAAUAAAUGGCAUUCUAAAUAGCC